Molecule: messenger RNA, 1704 nt
Organism: Populus euphratica (Euphrates poplar)
Lineage: Eukaryota; Viridiplantae; Streptophyta; Magnoliopsida; Malpighiales; Salicaceae
Product: 26S protease regulatory subunit 7
Exons: 10
Coding region: 179-1468 (429 amino acids)
Molecular function (GO): ATP binding; ATP hydrolysis activity
Source: RefSeq, a predicted model, not a curated record
CGUUUCUUGUUGGAAAGGUCAGGUCCCUCUAUUUAUAUGAAAACCAAAAACUAAUCCGUUCUCCAUCUAUAAAGAAUAACAAUAAUAAAAAAAAAACCCCUGCUACUUCAUCUUUAGUCUUGGCCUGGCUUCAGUGCCUCUUUAGGUUGAAGACUUGAAUCGAUCGGUUCUUUAAUUAAUGGCUCCGGCAGCAGUUGACGAUGAUGAGAUAUUGAAGGACGAGAAGAAUCCUCCUCCUCUCGACGAAGACGACAUUGCUCUCCUCAAAACUUAUGGCUUGGGUCCAUACUCGAACAGUAUUAAGAAAGAAGAGAAGGAAAUUAAGGAUUUAGCCAAGAAGAUUAAUGAUCUUCGAGGCAUUAAAGAAUCUGACACUGGUUUGGCUGCACCAAGCCAGUGGGACCUUGUGUCUGAUAAGCAGAUGAUGCAAGAAGACCAACCACUACAGGUUGCAAGGUGCACAAAGAUUAUUAAUCCUAAUACCGAGGAUGCAAAGUAUGUUAUAAAUGUGAAGCAAAUUGCCAAGUUUGUGGUUGGGCUUGGUGACAAAGUCUCCCCUACAGAUAUAGAAGAAGGCAUGCGAGUGGGUGUUGAUCGCAACAAGUAUCAGAUUCAGAUUCCGUUGCCUCCUAAGAUUGAUCCAAGUGUUACGAUGAUGACUGUGGAAGAAAAGCCUGAUGUUACGUAUAAUGAUGUUGGUGGAUGUAAGGAGCAGAUAGAAAAGAUGAGAGAAGUUGUUGAGCUUCCCAUGCUUCACCCAGAGAAAUUUGUAAAGCUUGGAAUUGAUCCUCCUAAGGGUGUUUUGUGCUACGGUCCUCCUGGAACAGGCAAAACUCUCUUGGCUAGAGCAGUGGCCAACAGAACUGAUGCAUGUUUCAUUCGUGUUAUUGGGAGUGAACUUGUCCAGAAAUAUGUUGGUGAGGGGGCACGAAUGGUUCGGGAGCUUUUUCAGAUGGCACGGUCUAAAAAAGCUUGCAUCGUCUUUUUUGAUGAAGUUGAUGCUAUAGGUGGUGCCCGUUUUGAUGAUGGUGUCGGUGGAGAUAAUGAGGUUCAGCGUACCAUGCUUGAAAUUGUCAAUCAGCUUGAUGGUUUUGAUGCUCGAGGAAACAUCAAAGUGUUGAUGGCGACAAACAGACCUGAUACGCUGGACCCAGCUCUGUUACGUCCAGGAAGAUUAGACCGUAAGGUUGAGUUUGGGCUGCCUGAUUUGGAGAGCAGGACUCAGAUUUUCAAGAUCCACACACGAACUAUGAACUGUGAAAGGGAUAUUCGUUUUGAGCUGCUUGCACGCCUUUGUCCAAAUUCAACUGGAGCUGACAUUAGGAGUGUCUGCACUGAGGCUGGGCUGUAUGCCAUUAGAGCACGCAGGAAGACAGUGACGGAGAAAGAUUUCCUUGAUGCAGUAAACAAGGUCAUCAAGGGCUAUCAGAAGUUUAGCGCAACGCCCAAGUACAUGGUCUACAAUUGAGGGGAAUGCUGUGUUUUGGAACGGUGCUGAUUUAAUUUCAAUUUAUAUUGGUCUUACCAUUUUCACCCUGUCUUUCGCUUUUCUUGAGUUUAGCUCCUCCAUUGGGGGAAAAAGAAACACUAUAUCAUUUGUCUGGUACCCUUUUAAGUUCAAGAGCUGGGUGUUCCAAAUUUGGUGAAAUUGGGCUUUGUCGCUUCGAUGUUUAAUUGAGAAUCAAAAGACUCUUUUAUCUCUAA